ACGUCGUAUACGAAGAGAGCGAGUGGGUCGCGCCUAGUUGUUCAUCACGCUCGGAUUAUACGCGCUUACGACUUUAACGCGCGUAAAGUUCUUUCGAUUUAUGAAGCAGAGCCUUCCUUCAGUCGCUACGCCGCACGUACGGCUGCGAAUCGUCGCAGAUUUUUUUUUCAUCUUUCAUUCUUUUUACUCUUCAUUGGUUUCAUUUUUCUUUUUUGCUUUCGGGGUUUUUUUUUUUUUGUUUCACUCACGACGAAUCACUAAAAACUAUGGGUACGCGUCUCGAUAAUUAUUUGAUAAAAUAUAUAUGGUGUAUAAACCGUAAAAACGUUUCUACCCAUCAGAGAUGAAAAAAAAAAAAAAAAAAAAUCAAAGAAUAAAACAGAAUGGGUGAGCUGAGGAAAGAAAGUGCGUGCCAAAGAGCCGGCGUAGCUGUUGGGCACUGUGUAUAUCGUGUACGUUUGUCACACGAGUAUAAUGGAGGGGCGAUGAUCGCCAAAUUGUCGAUUUAGGCCGGACGAGUACGAAGGAAUUCAGUCUAAUUUAGGAAGCGGAUCGUCCGCUCGCUCUCUCCUGCCUGGGUCGUCGUGUCGAUCGUACGUCGUAAGAGACAUCGGCAGAAUCCGAUGGAAUGAGAACCGUAACGCGGUAUGUGACCGACAACAGCUGAACGGGUGGAACAAAAAAUAAAUGAAGAAAGGAAAGGAUACAUCGAGCUCAUGAAUCAAGUAAAUACGACGGAUAAUUACGCACAUUUUAAGGUAAUGCGCCUAUAUUUUAUCUACAAAAGAGCGUUGGAUUCGACCGGAUGGAACAAUUAUUCCCUGCAGUAUACGCGCCUUACCUCUGAAGAGAAUCAGCAAGCGAAGAGGAAACAUCAAAUGGUGUAAAGGAGGUCAAAAUUACACUCAUUAUACAGCGUAUAUCGGUAUUGCACCGCAGAUACUGUGAACUUGAUGGCAAACAUCGAAUAUCUCCACAUGCUACGUUAUAAGUGAGAAAAAAUCCACGCGAAGACAAAAGGCUUGGGAAUUAAGGCCUCGUUAGCAUCGGUGGCUCGAAGGUACAGGUAAGAGCUGAUGCGUAAGCGUCAUGUGAGUGGCACUUGAGAGUUAAAGAAAAAGAGAAAAAUUAGAUGGGACGAAGUUUCUAACGCUCUUGUAAUCGUGUAACGACCAUGUAAAAGAAUCGUUCCUCCGCACUCAAAGUGCAUCGCGUGGAUCAGAAUCAGUAAUUUUUUAAUUCUCCUCAACAGUGAGGCAGGACGAUUCUUAUCCAUAAUAUAACUGGAUCUUCGACCGAUCGAGAGCUUUGCAUGGACUUUGCGUAAAACUUUACAUCACAUACGACGUAUGAGCUUAUGAUUUUAUAGAUCCAGGGAUCAUGCACACCAGGCAAACUUCGCGAUUGGUACAAAUGGAAGUUCACCGGUUGCAUGUCCGGAGGACGAGUGAUUCGAUCGUGUACGCGUUGCAUAUUGCGAGUGCGGUGGCACGGCCGACCGAUCCGUUUGAGUUUACACGUACGUAACACACGCACGGCACACGCCUCGUACGUAUAUGUCACGUACACCUGUGUCCCUCUGCGUACCUUUCUCUGUUCUCUCUCUCGCGUGCGUUAUCAACGUGUGUUAUGUGUUGCCGUUGCUGUUGCUGUUGCAGCAGCGUCAGCAUUACUUGCAUCAGUUUAAAGUCGAGUUGCGUGUCGCUGAGCUGUAAAACCGGCGCUAAUUGAUUAGUUUAAUUGUUUAAUUAACCGGGUGAAAUAUCGCCCGUCAUUAUUAUAUACCUCAACGAGCGUAUAGGUACGUGAAUUCACCGUGUACGGGCAUUUCCAUUCAAUUUAUAAUAUCAUUUUAUAAGUAGAUGAUUUUUCAUUAUUUUUUUUUUUCUUAAAUUUUCUGCAUACGCAGGAACCAGAUAAUACGACACACAAUGAUUUGUAUAAAUGUAUGUCCCUUUGCUGCGGUAGCGUGUAAUUAAUUGAACCGGAUAAAAUGUGUUUGUUCAGAUAUACAUAAAUUGCACUUGACUGCAGUCCAUACCUGUGCAUGUAAACGUGAGUUGAUUUUAUAAUGAAAAUUGUACCCACAGUACCGUCCGUGAGUCUGGGAUCUGCACCCCUCGAAUUUUUCAUGCGAACAAAAAAUUGGAUGCAAAAAAAUGAUCGGGGUGAAGAUAUUAAAUUUCUAAUCGUUCAAAGUAAUUGGACAAAGCACAGAGCUUUUUUCCUCCGUUGAAAAUUCAGGAACUUUCUCGUUGUACGUAAAAUUUGAAAAAAGGACAUGAAAGUCGAAUUUCACCCCUGUGCGCGGUGAUUCGGAAAGAGUUUGAAUAAAAAUUUGUCAUUUACCAAGAAACUUUGUGCACGCGAUUUGCGAAAGUACUAAAGCUGAAAAAAAAACUUUGAGAGGCGAACCCGAACUUACGAACGUUAUUACUCUACAUCACUACACGCCAUCGUUCGCACAUGCAUGUGAGAAAGUAAAAAAUGCGCACGCGUUUGUCGGACGAUGAGACAUCGUUCGAAAGGUGGAGCGGUAGUGGUUGAUGCAUAAAUGAAUAAGUGUACCUCUUACGUAUACAUAUGUGAAAUACGUACGUAAACGCAGAAAUCCGAAAGACCGGCGGGCACGUUGCUGCACCUCGCGUGCGAAAUUGCGCCUUUACGAUAUAACGUGCGAACUUGUGUAAAUAACGCGGUCACGAUCACCAAAGCGUUUUCGCGAGUGCAGCGUGUAACGUAGGUACAAAGGAAAUAAUUUGUUUUCACUUAACAACCACCAUUCAAAUUGAAUCUGCGGUACGAAUACUGUAGCGUACAACGUGAUAUGUAAAUUACGAUAUGAUGCCGUGUGGGAGGUGAAGAAGGAGGAAAACAAAUUGAAUAAAAAGAAGAAAACGAAAUGAGGGAAAGACAUAUUUUGAGAAAAGGGUAAGCACCGCAACAACCGAAACGUCUAGCGGUAAUUCCUAAUUGCGCUUGUGUCGUGCCUAAAAAACAAAAUGAAACAAAAAAAAAAAAAAAAAAGGUGAAGUGGCAGUGCCGAAUAUGCAGAUGAAUUUAGAUCUUCUCGUCGGAAGCGCGCACAUCCCUAUGAUAUAUGCAUCCGGCACCACGCCCCCCGGCUCACCUGCUUCGUGCUGAUAAUAACAGCGCAUGGUUACUACACACCUUAAGAUUUUCUCGCGAUGCGAAAACCACAAUCACUGGCUCUCAUUCUCCUCGCGGCGGCGAAUAUAUGCACAGGCAGAAAACUCGCGGGAGAUGUAUUCUCUUUAUACCGCGAAGACAAUCGGAGUAUGUAUAACUAGCUCCUUCCCUCCAAGUCCCAGAGGUCGUCGGGCUAACGAGGCGGUCUAAGCGUGAAUAAAAGUUAAUUUUCACGAACGCUUUUAGCUACUGCAAAUUCAUUAGAAGAUGAUGUAUAACAGCAAUUAUCCAAAUUGGCCGCGGACGACGCGAGACGCACGCGGGUAAUUGCCUCAUUCUAACGAUUAUGUCUUAUAUUCAUUCAUCUACUUACGUACGUGUAACAUAGGUGUACGCAAUACAUACGUACUCGAAAUACGAACGAGAUCGUUUUCUCAGCGAUCUUGAAAAAAACAUUUUUUCUCUCCUUUUUUUGCUCCUCGAAAUUUGUCAGAUAAGAGGAGCCGAAAUAGGCAAUCAAGAAUGAUUUGUUUCUCCAGAAUAGAUGUGUGAAGAAAAGAAAAAAAAAAUGUGAUAAUGAAAAAGACUGGAAACGAACAAAAAAAUGGAAGAGGUGAACGGUUUCACCCUACGUCCGCAGAUUCUCCGCGUAUAUCCUCAUCUCGAGGCGGUCUAUAAAGUGACAAAUAACCCGUUGCGUCCCACGUUCGUUCCGUGCACCUUUCGAAACACGUUCCGCCGCUUCUCGCUCUUACGCUCGCAGGACGAAUAAAACGCCAAAGAUCGUAUAACGUAGAAAAUCUUCACCUCCUUUAUAACAUCCACCUACUCCUUACUACCCGUAACAGCUAUGCGUGGGCGUCAGCUACUGAAUCCACUCUCGGUUAUCUUCGGCACUGUUGCAACAGAUAACCAAAGCACAUCCUGACUGUAUAUCAGCUUCAGCUUUUAGGCCCUCCCCUCUACCUCCUGCCCACCGCACCAAUUUUUUUGUUCACAGAUUUUACUCUCUGCUCUCCUGUUUUUAUUCCGUUCAACGGGCUACCACAUUUCGGCAACACGUAAAGCUAUAUACUAGCGCUAUACGAAUGUGAAUGUCCACCUCGUGUAUGUAUGCAAAUGCGAUAAAAUUUGAUUUUAGUUUCAGCGGAAAUUAUGCUGCGAAACACGAGAUCGUCCGGGAGUCCAUUAAUUUCGAAACGUUCUUAUUGAAUAUUCUUCUUUAUUAAUGUCUUCUUUUUGUCAUACUUCCGGUUAAUUUCAUCGCGUAAAUAAUUUUUAUGUGUGCAUAUAAAAGUGGCUUUGCUUUGCAGCGGAGCGCGGUGUCGUCUUACCUAAAUUGCGUCAAUUAAUUAUGAAGGUCUCGGAGUAAAUCAGGCAACCCGUAAGAAAGGACAGAGAUACAUGGACGCGGUUGGUUAUAACCUGUAGCUCUGUUUCUGUUUCUAUAUAAAAGAUGCGAGGAUAUGCUGCCGCUGCAACGCCUGUUGACGGUAACUCGCACCGGUUCACCUGUAAAUGGACGACCGCGACUCUUCAGUCUUUGCCGGUACGCCGGCAGCUACUGCAAGAUAUUCAAUUCUAAGGAGUCGGGAGUCUCGGAGGAUUCAAAUUCCUUACCCACCGGUACGGGUAACGUACAUCGUUCGACGUUGCAUCCAAGUUGGGAAUCUCUACGAUCUGCUCUUGCGAUUCCAUGUACCCAGGAAUUAAUUCUUGCUGCAGUGACACGGCGUGUUUAAUCAGGUGUUGCAACUGUCAUCUAGUUUGCUGCUUGGGAUGCAGAGCGACAAGUCUUAAGUGGUCACCUUGGGCAUAUUUAAGUCCUCGACUAACAAGUACUCGCACUAGUUUCACCGUCAACUUCAACCGCAAGACGCACCGUUAGAAGCGAUCUAAUAAAGAUAUCAGGCAGUCUUACGGCUAUGAGAAAAAAUGCCGCGAUUGAUUUUAUUCGUGGUGUCGAUAUACGUCUGUAAUUCUCUGUUCGUUGCCGGAUACUCCGAUGGAGAUAAGUUCAACGGAAGAGUUAGAAAUUGGAGUAGAUCUCCGGUGAGAAAGCGGGGAUGGCAGUACGAGGAAAGACGUCAGCAUCACGUACCGGAAUCGAUGAAGAAUAAUCAGGCGUCCAGUUCACGCGAUUCCAGAUUCCUUUCGCUGUUCACUAUUGUGCAAUUCGACAACAAUAUCUGCAGCGGAGUGACCGGCGAAAAUGGAACCUGCGUUGCAGCGGCGGAGUGCGGAUCUAGGGGUGGAAUUUCCGUAGGACCUUGUGCGAACGGUUAUGGCGUUUGUUGCGUUCUCACGGCUACGUGCGGUCAGACGACAGCAAACAAUAACACGUAUUUCGUGAAUGCAAAUUAUCCAUCUAGUUUCGACGGAACGGAUUCCUGUCAGCUGACGGUUAUCAAAUCUCAUCCGGACGUCUGCCAAUUUCGUCUGGAUUUUGACCAGUUCAACAUUCGAGGUCCAGAGCCGGUGAACAACGCCUGUGCGAACGAUCAGUUCAUAGUAUCAGGUGGUAACCCAAUCCCUCCGAUUUGUGGAAUUAAUAAUGGAAAUCACAUGUACGUGGACGCCGGGGUCGGACAUACGAAUCCGGUCAUGUUGACUUUCGUGACGAGCGGGGCGUCGUUCGCUAGAUCUUGGAGAGUAAGGAUCACCCAAAUACCUUGCAGCAGUAUUUAUAGGGCCGAAGAGGGCUGUCUCCAAUAUUUCACCGGCGUUUCCGGAAAAGUUAAAUCAUUCAACUACGAACCCAAUACCGGACUUCAACUCUCCAAUCAAGAUUACAGCAUCUGCAUCAGAAUGGAAAGAAACUUUUGCGGCAUACAAUACAUGCCUUGCAGCGACGCAGAGUUGGCGAUACCGAUAACGACAGGAGCGGCAGGUGGUCGGCAAAAUCCGCGAAACAACGCGUUUACUCUAACAGGAAAUACUCAGGGGACUCAAAUAUCCUCGAUGACGGGUGCUGCUUGCCAAACGGAUUGGCUGAUGAUUCCUUGUGCUUCGAACGUCGGCAGACAACCAAAUUCUGGAUCCCAAUGCACCGAUAGACUCUGCGGUGGAACUUUCAACGCUGAAAAUCAGCUUCUCAACGCGUCAAAUGUGAUGAGUACCGUGAAACCAUUCAGGCUGGUUUUUCAUACUGACAGUGUCGAGGCUCCAAACGACGUGGGUAACAGAGGAUUUUGCCUCGAUUACAUCCAGCAACCGUGCACGAAUAACAUAAUCUAAGGCUUUCAAUCAGUCACCACGACGGCCAGUUCAUCGCAGUACUCAUUCAACGUCCAACCACGAAGGGCAGGAGUUAUACAUGGCAUCGCACAAUUCGUUCACAGGUAUGAAAUAAUUAUCAGUCAGUAUGAUAUAAGUUAGUUAUAAGUAUUAUAACAAUAUAUUCAAUUUGAUAUAUUAUAACGUCACAUUGGCAGUAAUAUGUUAACAUAUAACAUAAUAUAACAUAGAAUUAAUAUAUUGACAUAGAAUAUAAUAUUGGUAAUAAUUUAUUCUUAUAUUACACGUCAUUAUUAAUUCACUUUUCGUAUGUUUUAGGUAUCCGAAGAUGCUGCCGCCGUAGCUGCUGUUUGACCGGACUCCCCCUGUUCAUCAGGGGGAGUCCACCGUCCCCUGGGACUGCGCGGCCUCCCACCGCCCCCGGGGUCCCAGGGGACCCAGUCCCCGAGGACAUGUCUUCGGGGAUGCGGUAUCCCCG
Molecule: messenger RNA, 6865 nt
Organism: Athalia rosae (coleseed sawfly)
Lineage: Eukaryota; Metazoa; Arthropoda; Insecta; Hymenoptera; Athaliidae
Exons: 16
Coding region: 5086-6387 (433 amino acids)
Source: RefSeq, a predicted model, not a curated record